This is a messenger RNA of Entamoeba invadens IP1, 1302 nucleotides long. RefSeq lists its product as hypothetical. The transcript has 2 exons. Gene Ontology annotation, molecular function: toxic substance binding. Bases 1 to 1302 code for a protein of 433 amino acids. The record is from RefSeq and is a predicted model, not a curated record. NCBI's taxonomy places the organism in Eukaryota, Evosea, Mastigamoebida, Endamoebidae.
AUGAUAGAGUAUCUUGUGGUCGAUAGAAUGCGCAAAAAGGAAUUUAUAGUGUUAGGAGUGACUACUUUUGUGAUAAUAGCAACAACACUUGGUCUUUCGUACUGCAACACAUUAUCGAUAUUGGAUGAUACAGCAGUCCCUGUAAUUGUCAACUUAAAUAAUUUCACGAAUGGCGAGUACUUACUUCGACAAAACGUAUCCCUUUCAGUGUACAAUCAAUGGGUAAAGCUCUCGAUGUCUCUUCGCCCGGAAAAUACAAUGAAUAGAACAACCAUCACAUUUGACACGCGGACUCGACUUUCGAUCGUGACAGAUGACACGUACGACGUGUACACUAGUCAACAACAAAUGGUGACAUCUUGUUACAUAUUUAGUUGUGAGGAUAUGGUCAUAUUUUCUGACAAAGCCGUUAAAGAGGCCAGUUACAUCAUUUCGAUUGUCAUCAUCGAUUCUUCUGGGGAGAUCGAGAGAAACAACUUUGAAGUGGAAUUUAACACGGCAAAGGCAAAGCCUUGGUCGACUUUAUUGUCUCUUACUGUCACUUUAGUGUUAAUAGUCACCAUUCUUAUCGUCUUAAUAGCAUUCGUGAUACACGCAAUAGUAACAAAGCAAUGGACGAUAUAUGUCUGGUUCAACGCAUUACUCUUACUCGGCUCAGCACUCUGUUCGAACCCUUUUGAACUGAUUGGAUAUUUCGAAAACUUCAUGUGGCUCUCUUUACUCGGCGACUUCUUAUCAGAGAUAUACACAUUCAUUCUAGUCGUCUACAUUUUCUUCCACAUCGACCAUCUCAAGUAUUUGGCUAUCGACGCACCAUAUCCUAUUAUGCAAUGGGUCUUGCGCUCGAUAGUGUUGGUAUGCUUCUUCGCACUUUCUAUCACCUUUUUCUUUGUACGGUUAUUACAAAACAGGUCUCCGUUAGUCUCUUCAACGUCCAAUUUAGCAAAUGACGUCAGAGGUGUUUCUGAUUUCCUCGAAUUUGUGUUACUCUUCUGGGUGGUGUUACUCAUACUAUUUUCUUUCACAGAAGUCACUAACCCUAUUAAUAGAAAAAGACUCUUUUACUUGGCACCCCUUAGCUUCAUCGUCAGUGUCGAUUGUUUCUUACAACUCUUUCUUAGAAACACCACAAAUGAUUUCCCCAUACCGGGGUUUCUUGUCAAAAUCGCAAACACUUAUUGUGUUUUGUUGAUGUGUAUUGGCUUUCACCAGAUCAUGUUUAAACAUUCAACAACAAAAGUCGAGCAGCCAGGCUCGUUGUAUGAAGAGAUUGAUUCAGACCAGUCGAUGGAUUUUAAUUAA